This is a messenger RNA of Megachile rotundata (alfalfa leafcutting bee), 5150 nucleotides long. RefSeq names its product myogenic-determination protein nautilus (gene nau). The record is from RefSeq and is a predicted model, not a curated record. Gene Ontology annotation, biological process: regulation of transcription by RNA polymerase II; muscle organ development; positive regulation of myoblast differentiation. Gene Ontology annotation, molecular function: protein dimerization activity; DNA-binding transcription factor activity, RNA polymerase II-specific; RNA polymerase II cis-regulatory region sequence-specific DNA binding. Lineage: Eukaryota; Metazoa; Arthropoda; Insecta; Hymenoptera; Megachilidae.
GACAGUCUUCUCCCCGUGCUCGGUGCUCGCGAAAAUCAACCGGCAAUGGUCGGGUUAGAACUGUCGCGCCCGAGCCGCAGCAGCCCGCAACGCACGACCCGACCGAUUCCUCUCUUCUCCUUUCUUCUCCUACCAUGCAUCCCUUCCUCCCUCCCGUUAUCCCGCCAUCUCCCUCCUUCCAACCUUCCACCCUCUCUCUCCCGCCAGCUCACCCUUCCCCUUCGCCGCCCUCUCAUCCUCACCCUUCGCAGUUCCACCCUCUUUCCCUUUGGUCCGCUGCUCUAAUCUCCACUCCUCUUCUGGCCUCUCCGCUCCGCUUCGCUGCUGCAUCGCGCCGUUCUCUCUCUCUCUCCCUCGUUUCCCUUACGCUUUCUCGCCCCGUGUUUCGAGCUUUUCUCCGUUUCAUCCUUCGUCCCGUCUUGCACCGCUACCCUGUCCCGCCACGUUUUCGCCGAUCAUCGUCAUCCUCCUCGAGCCUACGUCGUACCGCCUGAUUUUCCGUCGUACGCACGAAUACACGCGUGCGUUGACGCGUACGAGCAGGCGCGUUCGCGGAGAGGACGACGUCCGAGGCUGUGGCGACGAUGACGCGCGCGCGAUUCUCUUCCGUAUCCGGCUACGGUGCAUCCGUUCGCGGUUUCGCUGUCCUCGGUGCAGUCGUCGACGACAUUCCGAUCGUCCAUCUCGAGAGAUGCUUCUCGAUCGGUGUCGAGACGAAGAGGGAAAAAAAGGAGCGAACGCUCGAAAUUCGUUCGAGCCGCUUUUCGCCAUAAAAAUGGGCGAGGCAUUGCCCUUUCGUGAACUUUCAGCUUUGGCGGAUGUAGGUAUCCCAGCCGACACCGAAUCCUGAAAGGAGGAGAGAGUGACCCGUUUUUCGUCUCGCUUCGCGUAUCUGGACCGUCCGCCUUGCGCGAUAUUCUCUCUUCGUUUUCGACGCGAGCGUGUCCGAGUCGUUCCGAGAUUUCACGAGAACCGUGCCGUUUACGGGGUUGCGAUACGCCACCCUCUGCCUCUACCGCCACCACCACCACCACCACCGAUUCCCUCGGCGUCGGAGAUCCACUCUGUGCCCGCGACCGAGCGAACCCGAUUCUACCUGCGCGUACAGAGAUCAACCGUAUCCGUAUAGAGAUCGUCGACGCUCUCGCCGUUCCUGUCCUCCCUUUCUACGCAACCGAACGAUCGACCGCUUUACAAAUAUGUUUUCCGAUCGAUCCGUCGUUUCCCUUUCGUUCUCUUUGUUUCCGCGCCCACCGCCCGCUGCUCUUUUUCGCGCGUUUUGUCGUCGCGUGACUCGAUCGCGUCUCACGCGCGUCGCGUCGGCCGCGCUCCUUCGCCUCGCUAUUAUUUUCUUAUGUAGGUAAACGGGUUAUCGGUUCAAGGUCGAGCCGAACUAUCCGAAGAACGUGGUCGACGAGUUCGCGUUGCCUCGAGUCAGGUUCCUUCUCUCCUUACCCUCUUUAGAGCCGUAAUCGUUCCGUUUCUUUUCCGCCACGACUAGGUCGGCCGCGAUCGCGUUAAAGCACGCUUUCCCUUUCGUCUUCUAUUUCUCUUCGAUUCUCCGACCGUGUUCGACGUUCGUUCGAUCGGAUCGAUUCUCGAGAAAGAGUUCGGAUCGAUCUCGGCAGACGAGUCGCGAUCGAACGUCCGCGAACCGAGCGGAAAGACACGCGUCGGAAACGCGAAUUGGACGGAGCGGAAGAUUCGAAACGCGGUAUCGGCGAUUAAACCACACCCCUCCAAGAGAUUUCGCCAGCCGCUAAGUCGAGUUCCGAAAGAACGGAGGCGGGUCGACGAUGGGUACCAGAGAAUUUCCACGGUCUCUAAUUGGUUGGUUCCUCGUCGAAAAUAAUCCAUCUGGGUGUUACCGACCGCUUAACGCGGCUCGUAAAGUAUUCGAACGUCGUUGGCUGGCCAACGUUGGCGCGUUUCGACGAGGCCGAGGAACGUGGCCGUCGCGAAGCUCCGACGCGAGUGCGAGUGCGAGUGCGAACGCGAGCGUGAGCGCUUACGAUCGGCUACGAAAGUCGACGAGCACGUACGAGCUUACGGCCCGUACUGGCGCGCGCUUUAGGGCCACGCGCCGGCUCCCGGAAAGCCCGUCGCUUCAAUCUUACACGAGACCUCGUCCCGAUCUCUGUGCCUCCAAGGUUUUCGGGUCCGUCUUUCGGCCCCGUGCCCCCGACAGCUUUCUCGGUUACGCGUUUGGUUCCGCGGUUCGAGCCGCCAUCGGAAAUCCGCGUUCGAGUUACGGAAGUUACACGCUUUCGAUCGAUCGGUGCUCGUCGAUCUAACGAACGCGUUAUCCGCGAUGCUCGCGGCGUUCUUUCGCGCUACCUCGCGCACCGCAUGACGGUCGUUCGAGUCUCGAGACAAGACACGAGUUGUUCAGAGAAUAAUUGACCGGACUCCGGUUUUGCCCGAGUCGAACGAGCACGAUCGCGGCAACGAAGAAACGCUCGUCGAUCGUCCGUCUCGGCGGAAUUCGCGCGAUACGAUGACUCUCGUGACGGAUACGGUGUCUUACGCGUGUCAAGCUGCCGCCAGACAGUCUUACGACGCUUAUCGGCAUCAUCAUCAUUAUCAUCAUCCGCAACUUGGACAUCAUCCCCGCCACCCUCACGAUCGUCGACAUCAUCGGUACCACCAUCAUCGCCACCAUCACCGUUACCACCGUCAUCAUCAUCGACGUCGUCGCGUCUACGCGCCCAUCGAUCAUCCCUCGAUCGAUUACCUGCAAGGAUAUCUGUCCGAGAGAAACGUGGACGAAGCAACGAGGAGCAUCGUCGAGUCGGCCGAUAACGCGUUCGCGCUAGAAUCGGCUAGUUCGCAACGUUACCGGUCGCGAACGUUUCGAUACGCGCUGGAUUCGGACGACGCGUCGUCGAUCGCGUCGGUGGACGCUUCGGCCGAUUUCGAAUCGGUAUCCGUGGAGGCCGAGGAGAGCAACGAGGGCAACGAGUCGACGGAACCGAACGAAUCCAACGAACCGAACGAAAGGAACAACGAAUCGAACGAGAGCGAGUCGAACGAGCACGUGCCCCAUCCACACGCGGCGCUGGACGCGACGGCAUCGCCGCACGGACCUCGCAGAUGCCUUCUCUGGGCUUGCAAGGCUUGCAAAAAGAAGACCGUCACCGUUGAUCGAAGGAAAGCGGCCACCUUGCGCGAGAGAAGACGUUUGAGGAAGGUGAACGAGGCGUUCGAAGUUUUGAAGAGACGGACCAGCAACAAUCCCAAUCAGCGACUGCCGAAAGUGGAGAUCCUGCGAAACGCGAUCGAGUACAUCGAGGGCCUGGAAGCGUUGCUGCAGACCAACGGAUCUUCGCCGUCUCAAGAUCACGGUUCGAUCGAAAACUCGAACGCAGGCUCGUCGCGAUACGUGACGGAAAGACUCAGGCAAUUCUCGGACCCUUUGGCAAGGUUUCAACCCAUCAACGGUUUCGAGCACGCUAUGGAAUCGCACUCGCUUCAGGUCACCGGAAGCAGUUUGGAUCGUCUAAACAUGAUCGUUCAGAGCAUCAACGGUCCGAGCCGUGCGACCACCGACGCCCAUCGAUAUCCUUCGCAUCAGUAACAGCCGAGGAGUCGACGAGAGCUUUUACCGAGCCUUCCUGGAGCCAGUUCUCGCGCGCACCAGGAUAUCCAGUUCCUAGACACCUUUCCGACUCGAGUUCCGUCGAAUUCGGCUGUCCGUUUAUUCGUUCCGUUUCGUUUCCGAUCGAUCGUCGCGCUUUCGAUCGGAUCUCGAGUCCCGACAUCGAAUGUACAUACAUAAUACGUAUUAGGUAUACGCGCGUUCGAUCGCGCCACUUUACGAUACAAUAAAGAGCCUCGAAAUCAAUUCUCGAUGUUUCUCGGACUUGCUGGUCCGUUCCCACGCGGUUCGAACCUCGACCACGUAUUCGAAAAAGCAGAUGCCGCGUUGCGCUCGUCCGUUCGCACGCUCGAGUCGAGUAUACGCGCGUCUACCGAUUCGUCAUCGUUUCCAUCCUCUCUGCCUCGCUCUCGUCCUCUCGCUUCCCUCCCCCUCGGCUAAUAGCUCUGUUUCGUCUCAUCCCGAUACUAGCUAGCUCGGGGGACAGCUGGAGUCUCGUUCGAUUUAUGGAGCGUCGUGUUCGAAAAGUCGUUGCCGGCACGACCAAAAGCAUCCACGCCGGAAGUUGGAGAUCUCUGCCUAGCUAGUAAAUAGGAAAGCUUAGCCGCCGACGCGACGUCGUCACGUUUCGUAAACAUCGUUCGUCGAUCUACGAGGGACGCGUCUGUCUUCCGAAAUCGGAAAUCUCUGCUCGACCUCGAUCGAGGUAUUUCGGGUUCGCGAACCUUCCGAAAAAACCGUGGACGCUUUACGAGGGUGAACGACUACGAAGCCACCCCGAAUUCUCGUAAUUGGGGAAAAGCGGGGAAACGCGUGGUAACGCGGAGUUACCCAACAUUAGCCGAAAAUAUCCAUGUCGCGGGAGUAAGAAUAGUUGAGGACGACAUAAAUAUUUUUGGAGUUACUGACCCGUCAAAACUGCCGGCACUUUGAGCGGAGCGCGCAAAGUCUCCUCCGCACGGCGCAACGAUUCUAUCGGGUACGUCGCGAUCAGCUUUUUUCUCUCGUUCGAUUCGAAUCGUGUAGCCACUCGGAAAAGUCGUUCGCGAGCUUCGCGUACGCCGAUACGCGUUCGCGUUACGAUAACGAGACGCUUCCGAAGUUUUCUCGAAAUUUAAUUUUGUACGCCCGCGAAACGCGCGCGGAACCUCGCGAUACCCGUAUCGCCAUCUAACGGCGAGGUUCUCUCAUUUUCCGCGUUUCGUUCUCUCUCCAGACGAUCGCGCUACUUUCCCCGGAUUUCUCCUUCCUAUCGACCGAGUCGACGAUUUCGAUUCCCCGCGAUCGAAAUCACGCGCGCUCGUUACGGUUGCUCGUGCAUUCCUGCUAAUCGCUGAGCGGAUAAUGCUUUCGAUGUAAUUGAAUGAAGGAAAAAAAAUAUCGCAUAUAACGGCAAGGGUAGAAGGUAAGAAAGAUACCAGACAACGUUUGUAACGAGUAUUUAUUACGUUUGAUCGUCGACGAUGCGGUGUUCGACUUUACAAAUCGAAUGGCUCGAUCGUAUAAAAGGUAAGGCUUACAAAUUCGGGAAGGAAGAGAUACGCGGUUAAAA